Messenger RNA from Bombyx mori (domestic silkworm), 2856 nucleotides. RefSeq names its product fatty acyl-CoA reductase wat-like. The transcript has 10 exons. Gene Ontology annotation, molecular function: alcohol-forming very long-chain fatty acyl-CoA reductase (NADP+) activity. Gene Ontology annotation, biological process: long-chain fatty-acyl-CoA metabolic process. Gene Ontology annotation, cellular component: peroxisome. The record is from RefSeq and is a predicted model, not a curated record. The coding region runs from base 501 to 2093 and encodes 530 amino acids. NCBI's taxonomy places the organism in Eukaryota, Metazoa, Arthropoda, Insecta, Lepidoptera, Bombycidae.
CAUUUAGCAGUUCAGUGCUUGUCACAGGUCUUGCCUAAUUGCACGCCAUUGAGCACGACAUAUGAACAGCAUUCAUUGCCUAGGGUUGCAUAGCGUGGUGUGCCAAGAUCUUAAGGUUGGAUCUGGUACCCGUACUCCGCUAAUUUUCCUCGCACUUAGCCGUGACGGGUCUUUUCAAUGUCAAAACUGGUUUAAUAGCGCUUAAAGCAAACUAUUGUCUGAUAUUUAAAUAGUUUAUUUUCAAAAGAUGAUUUGCGCAAUUUUUUAAUUUAUUUAUUUCCGCGAGUCGUAGGUCACGGCGAAUUGAAAUACAAAUUAUUCUAUAUUAAUGAAAUGUCGUAUUAUUAUUUAAAACUGGCCGCUUAUUCUAUUAGUGAUACGUUGUCUAAUUACGCGUAUUUAAACUUGCAUGCUUGUUGCUAGUUCGCCAGAAAUUUGUCAGUAGUCCGUCUGUCAUCGUCAUUUUGUUAAAUUACAGCCCGUAAAUAAGUAGUUUCAGAAUGGACAGCGCUUUGGCUUUGGAAAUCGAGCAGGUCUCGCGUCAGAAGGCGCUGGAGGAGGAAGCGCUUCGCGGCGAGUCGGCUGUGCGGCAGUUCUACGCGGGAACCACAGCGCUGAUCACUGGAGGCACGGGCUUCAUCGGGAAACAACUCAUAGAGAAACUUCUAAGAUCGUGCGAUGUUAAGCGGAUUUACAUAUUGAUACGAUCGAAAAAGGGACUGUCUAUGGAAGAAAGACUCCAGUUACAAUUUAAAGAUCCUGUAUACGACAAUUUACGGUCUCAACAACCAGAUUUUGCUCGGAAAGUGAUACCGGUCGAAGGCGACAUCUCAGAACUAGGCGUCGGCCUGAACGAUGAAGACAGGAUGAAGCUUGCGCAAGAGGCGAAUGUGAUAUUCCACGUGGCCGCCACGACCAGGUUCGAAGAGCCACUAAAGAAGGCCACAUUCAUUAACGUCAGAGGAACCAGGGAGAUCAUGGAAUUGGCCAAAUGCUGCAAAAAUCUAAGAUCCUUCGUACACGUGUCAACUGCGUUCUUCAAUGCAACUAAGAGCAGAAUAAAUCACACCAUCGAGGAGAAAUUCUAUGAAAGCCCUGUCCCUCCGGAAGUCAUGAUACAACUCGCGGAGACAGUUGAAGAAUGCAGACUCAACGCGAUCACUGCUGAUUUGAUAAGGGACUGGCCCAACACGUACUGCUUCACGAAGGCCAUAGCGGAGGAUGUCGUGCGUACAAUGGGCAAGGCUUUACCUGUGGCCAUAGUGAGGCCACCCGUAGUUGCCUGCACGCUCAAUGAACCCACACCUGGAUGGCUGGAUAUGAGCUCGGUGAUCGGUCCCAGCGGGAUUCUUUUAACCGCAGGCCUUGGCGUGACGCAUGUGGUUUUAAUAGGUGACAUAACGAUAGCGCUAGCUCCUGUGGACUACGUCAACAACACUGUAUUGGCGACAGCGUGGGAAACCGACAAACGUUUUAAAACUAAUGAAAAAGAGUCUAAGAUUUACAAUAUAAGCAACUCCAGAUGCACACUUGAGAAAAAUCUUUUGUGCGAUGUCCUGCAUCAUCCUAACACAAAACAGUACGCUACGCCGAAAGCCGUUUGGUACUGUUAUGGUUUUGAGACCGGAAGCGAUGUUGUAUUCUGGUUGUCAACGUGGCUGCUGCAUUACAUACCUGCGUAUGUAGCCGACUUCGUGUUUAAUGUGACCUCCAUGAAGCGACCUGAAGGCAUAAAGUCAUUCGUUAAAAUGUAUGAAAAGAUAUACAAAAUGUCUUUGUUGUACGGCUAUUUCCUGAGGAACCAGUGGAAUUUUGUCGAUGACAACACCGUGGCCAUGUUGAACCAAAUGUCAAAAACUGACAGGAUAUUGUUCAAUUUUGACAUUUCGAAGAUCGAUUGGCCGCGCUAUAUGCUGAUCUGGUGCAUCGGCUUGAGAAAGUUCAUCGUGAAAGACGGACUCAAAGACAGCGAGUAUGGAAUGAAGAAACAGAGAUGGCUGAAGAUAGCUCACAUUAGUUUUUAUACGCUGUUCUUUGGAGUCGUAUUUUCUUUGUUAUAUCUCGCCUGUAGAAUUUUUAUGUCUGUAAUUUGAAUACGAACGCCGCCGCGCCGCUCAGACACUUACGAAUUAGCACUUGUACUUGGGUUUGUAGGUUUUAUAUGUUUUGCAUUAAAAUGUACUUUGUAAAUUCGAUGUGAUAGAAAACUCAUAAAAGAUUGUCAAUUAAAAAAUUUUUUUUUCAAUGCUUCCUUCCUCUGCUUCAUAUCCGAAUCUUCUCGAAUUACUGUCCAGAGAACCGCCAAAAUGGCUUCGCACCCUUAGCUAAAAUUGAUGAGGCUACCAUUUACGCGCCGUCAUAUGAGUUUAGUAUAAUUCUUUAACAAAGGCGUCUCUAGGGCUUGUAGCGCCAAAAAUUACCCCAGCGCCCUCCAGUAAGCGCGCGGUUAAAAUAAAAUAGGUACAAUUGUAAUAUGUUCAUUAAAGGGACCCAGGGCGGUGCCCCCUAACACCGCUGCGCCCACACCUCUACUCGAUACAUGAAGCCGCCUCUAUUCUAUAACAAAACAAAAAUGUUAAAGAUGUUCAGAACAAAAUUCGGUCGACCAGUCAGCCAGAGGAGCGGAGCCCAUAGACAUCUACAACGUAAAUGCCGCCACCCACCUCGAGACAUGAGUUCUAAGGUCUCAGUUUUUACAGUACAACGGUUGCCCCACCCACCUUCAAACAGAAACGCAUUACUGCUUCACGGCAGAAAUAGGCAGGGUGGUGGUACCUACCCUACAACGCGUAAACAGUCAACCAAUCAUUUGAAAUAAAAUAUAUAACAGAUGUGACUAGGUAAUUUUUACCUACC